AUGGCCAACGUCGGUGGUCCCAGGUCUAGCCGAAGACGGCUCCUCAUGUCUGCAGUCCAGUCCGUCCUCCUGUACGGAGCUGAGGUCGAACAAGCAGCUCUCAGAGUCGCAUCAGCAUAUCGUACAGUUUCUGAGCCUGCCGUCCUGGUGAUUGCUGGAGUCAUCCCGGUCAAACUUCUGGCUGAAGAGAGGAAAGCAAUAUACCAGCGAAAAGGCGAGAUCGGCAAGGAACGUGCCACAUCAGAAGAGCGCACCCGCACCUACCGGCAAUGGCAGGAGUUGUGGGAUCAAGAGACCCGAGGACGUUGGACAGCACGGCUGACACCGAUGGUCCAGCUCUGGGUGAAACGGCGACAUGGUGAGGUGGACUAUUACCUCACCCAGUUUCUCACCGGUCAUGGAUAUUUUCAGUCCUACCUUUUCUUGAUGCGAAAGACCGGUUCACCGGACUGCAUUUAUUGCCCGGGUGUUCCCGAUGAUGCGGAGCAUACAUUCUUCGCUGCCCACAUUGGGAAAGGCCCCGCCUUGAGGCAACACGCACUCUGGGUGUUUUUUCGGUGGACUCUGUCUGUCAAGUGA
Messenger RNA from Homalodisca vitripennis (glassy-winged sharpshooter), 579 nucleotides. RefSeq lists its product as uncharacterized. NCBI's taxonomy places the organism in Eukaryota, Metazoa, Arthropoda, Insecta, Hemiptera, Cicadellidae. Bases 1 to 579 code for a protein of 192 amino acids. The transcript has 2 exons. The record is from RefSeq and is a predicted model, not a curated record.